AGAUACAAGCUAUGAGAAUCCAGGCGUCCACUUGUCCUCAUAACGCCUCCCACACACUAAAAUGACAGGAUGAGGAGGCACCUAAAGAACUGACACAGAAGAACAUUUCUCCCCGCGUCACUAUGGAUUCAAGAUAACCUUAACGCAAUAAUCAUAUAACGACUCCAAUGCAUUUUGAGAGAAAGUCUACAGGGGCUGGAUGCUUUGAAGAGUGAGACAGAAACUCACGGGGUGGAAAUGGGACGUGGAUUAUUCAACCACCUGUUCUCAGCACGGACCACAGCUCUCUGUUGCUUUUUCCUAUGUGAGUCAAUUUUCUGCCAUGAGAAGACCCAUUCCCAUGCAGAAGAUGAUCUCUUCAAGACACUCUUCAUUAACUACAACAAGUGGUCCAGACCGGUCUCCAACAUAUCAGACGUGGUUAUAGUCAAGUUCGGCCUCUCCAUAGCACAGCUCAUUGAUGUGGAUGAGAAGAAUCAGAUGAUGACGACAAAUGUCUGGCUGAAGCAGGAAUGGAAUGACUAUAAGCUACGCUGGAGGCCAUCUGACUAUGACAACGUCACAUCUAUCAGAGUCCCAUCAGAACUUAUCUGGGUCCCUGAUAUUGUCCUCUAUAACAAUGCGGAUGGUGAGUUUGCUGUGACACACAUGACCAAGGCCCACUUGUUCCACAAUGGGAAGGUGCGCUGGGUCCCUCCGGCCAUCUACAAGUCCUCCUGCUCUAUAGAUGUCACCUUCUUCCCCUUCGACCAGCAGAACUGUAAGAUGAAGUUUGGCUCCUGGACCUACGACAAGGCCAAGAUCGACCUGGAGCCAAUUGAGAACACGGUGGACCUGAAUAACUACUGGGAGAGUGGAGAGUGGGCCAUUAUCAACGCUGUGGGAACAUACAACACCAAGAAGUAUGACUGCUGCCACGAGAUCUACCCUGACAUCACCUACUUCUUCAUCAUCAGACGACUUCCUCUAUUCUACACCAUCAACCUCAUUAUCCCCUGUCUGCUCAUCUCCUGCCUCACCGUCCUGGUCUUCUACCUGCCCUCAGACUGCGGGGAGAAGAUCACCCUGUGCAUCUCAGUCCUCCUCUCCCUCACAGUCUUCCUGCUCCUCAUCACAGAAAUCAUCCCAUCCACCUCCCUCGUCAUCCCUCUGAUCGGAGAAUACCUCCUGUUCACCAUGAUCUUCGUCACGCUCUCCAUCGUCAUCACCGUAUUUGUCCUGAACGUCCACCAUCGCUCCCCAGGGACCCAUAAAAUGCCUGGCUGGGUCCACGCCGUCUUCCUGGACCUCAUCCCCCGCUGGCUCUUCAUGAGGCGUCCAGCCCUGGACGGGAGGAGGCGCCGUUUGCAGCUGCUUCAGCGGGGCGCCGCCGUGGAACGGCAAGGAAGAACCACCACCGCAAAACCACCAGGCCGGGGCCCUCCAUGCCUCAGCACUUCAGUUAGCUGGCUCCGGGACGAGGAACACCAGAGACGAACACCAUGCUAUGAAGACCUGGAACUGGGAACACUCACCUCUUACUUCUCCUUCCGCCCCCCAUCACCAAGACCUCUGGGCUCCACUCCUCCACCUCAGCUGAAACCUCCACCCACAGGGCAGGGCCAGAACCGCCUGGAUGUAGGCUUUGGAGGGGUUAACAGGAGGGGGAACCCUACUCAGAGGCCAUCUAAGAUAGAUAACGUGGUGUUGGAUUCCAGAGAGAUGGAAUUCCCCCUGUCCCCCAGCGUGAUACGGGCUCUGGAGGGAGUGCAAUACAUCGCAGACCACCUCAGAGCUGAGGACGCAGACUUCAGUGUGAAGGAAGACUGGAAGUAUGUUGCUAUGGUGAUCGAUCGUAUCUUCCUGUGGAUGUUUAUCAUCGUGUGUCUCUUGGGAACCAUUGGACUCUUCCUCCCUCCCUGGCUGGCUGGCAUGAUAUAGGGACUGGGACGGGUCUGGGAUCUACCCAGAAGCAGGUCCCUUGAAAUGCCGAUUUGUUGGUGAAAUUAUAGAAAAUAGGCACCCUUUACUGGAAUCCUAAUCGUCCACAUAGGAUGACUUCAGCUCUUUUAUGAAGGAUAUUGACAAACAAUAAUUUGACAAAUUGAAUGUGAACUGAAGAGGAACUAAUGGAAUGGAAGUAGCAAGAAUGGCUGCCCAUACUUCCAAUCUCCUGCUUCAUAUUGGAGAAGCAAUGACUUGUUGAUAAUGAUGUUGUAUAAGGUGACUGGCUGCUUCUCACCUCAAAGGAAGAUUAAGGGGCAUGCUCAACAAGCGGAGAGGAAACACACUGACUUGGUUAAUACAAACUCAAGAUAUUGAAUUCAAAACAAAGCAUUACUUUUCUAAUGACAGAAACACUGCAACUCUCUAUUUCUCUUCCUGAAACUACUGCUGUGAUAACCCUAUCAAGCAUAUUUUUGGAAUGUGAGCUGUGUAAUAAAGUCUCAAAAAAAUUUCUAUAUUUUGAGAAGCACAUUUUGGUACCUGAUUUACAAUUGAUUUACAAGUGCUGAUUGCUUCGGCUAAUUCGUUGCAUAAAUCUGAUGUCCUAGGUCCAGGUGUUCUAUAUACCGUCAGGUAGGUCCAGGUGUUCUAUAUACCGUCAGGUAGGUGCAGGUGUUCUAUAUACCGUCAGGUAGGUGAAGGUGUUCUAUAUACCGUCAGGUAGGUCCUGGUGUUCUAUAUACCGUCAGGUAGGUCCUGGUGUUCUAUAUACCGUCAGGUAGGUGCAGGUGUUCUAUAUACCGUCAGGUAGGUGCAGGUGUUCUAUAUACCGUCAGGUAGGUGCAGGUGUUCUAUAUACCGUCAGGUAGGUCCAGGUGUUCUAUAUACCGCCAGGUAGGUGCAGGUGUUCUAUAUACCAUCAGGUAGGUCCAUUUGUUCUAUAUACCGUCAGGUAGGUCCUGGUUCUAUAUACCGCCAGGUAGGUCCAGGUGUUCUAUAUACCGCCAGGUAGGUCCAGGUGUUCUAUACACCGCCAGGUAGGUCCAGGUGUUCUAUAUACCGUCAGGUAGGUCCUGGUUCUAUAUAGAAGUUUAUAUCACCUAACAG
Messenger RNA from Esox lucius (northern pike), 3033 nucleotides. RefSeq names its product cholinergic receptor, nicotinic, alpha 2b (neuronal) (gene chrna2b). The transcript is spliced from 9 exons. The coding region runs from base 238 to 1920 and encodes 560 amino acids. The record is from RefSeq and is a predicted model, not a curated record. Gene Ontology annotation, cellular component: postsynaptic membrane; neuron projection; synapse. Gene Ontology annotation, molecular function: transmembrane signaling receptor activity; acetylcholine-gated monoatomic cation-selective channel activity. Gene Ontology annotation, biological process: monoatomic ion transmembrane transport; regulation of membrane potential; signal transduction. NCBI's taxonomy places the organism in Eukaryota, Metazoa, Chordata, Actinopteri, Esociformes, Esocidae.